Xyrauchen texanus (razorback sucker) is the source of this 2065-nucleotide messenger RNA. It is a transcript of the gene dmrt2a, whose product is annotated as doublesex and mab-3 related transcription factor 2a. The record is from RefSeq and is a predicted model, not a curated record. NCBI's taxonomy places the organism in Eukaryota, Metazoa, Chordata, Actinopteri, Cypriniformes, Catostomidae. Gene Ontology annotation, molecular function: RNA polymerase II cis-regulatory region sequence-specific DNA binding; DNA-binding transcription factor activity, RNA polymerase II-specific. Bases 226 to 1764 code for a protein of 512 amino acids. Gene Ontology annotation, cellular component: nucleus. Gene Ontology annotation, biological process: sex differentiation; regulation of transcription by RNA polymerase II. The transcript is spliced from 4 exons.
GUGACAGAUCAGGUAGUCUGAAUGUUGUCUGCUGAUGUACAUGGCGUGCUUUGACUUUCCUGGGCAAUAAAGGUGGCUUAUUUCACCCUGGAGUAGUGCUUACUACAGCUGUGGGACAGCAGACAAUUCCGUUUCUACUCUUUAAAAAACUGUUGGAUUUCUAUUCUGCUCUAGUGGUGCUUUGACAAGCAUCUAUUUAAACGCUUCCUGAAUAAGUCAAAGAAAAUGACGGAUCUCUCUGGAACGGAGUUUGAGAUCGACGUCGAGGGCCUAGAAACCGAGAGCGAUGAUCAAGCGGUGUUCAACACCAUGAGCGCCGGAGAGAAAGACGCGGGGACCAAAGACGACGACAAACCCAGCCGCGUAAACCUCGGUUGUGGAGACCAGCGGAAGCUGAGCCGCACUCCGAAGUGCGCCCGGUGCAGGAACCACGGCGUUGUAUCUUGUCUGAAGGGACACAAGAGAUUCUGCCGAUGGAGAGACUGCCAGUGCGCGAACUGUCUGCUGGUCGUGGAAAGACAGCGCGUAAUGGCUGCGCAAGUGGCACUGCGAAGACAGCAGGCGACAGAGGACAAGAAGGGGAUAUCUGGGAAGCAAAUAUCAGUGGAAAGACGAAAUAUCUAUCAAAGACACAUGCGUCCAUCCACCAUGCUGGCUAAAAGUAUUUUAGAAGGAUAUCGUCCAGUGCAGACUGACACAUUUUUGGGAGCCAGUUCUGCUCUGCCCCCUCCUCUAAGCGACCGCAUGAGGAAGAGACGAGCCUUUGCCGACAAGGAGCUGGAGACUAUCAUGCUGGAACGAGAGUAUAAAGAACAGGAGCUUCUCGAGUCCAGCCAGUCAGCCACUACCCCGUUCUUCCUCCCAGGCAGCAUGGUCCAUGCUGCUGAGUAUAAUUCCUACAAGACAGCCUUUUCUUCCUCCUCAGCCCCUUCUGCAGUUGAACCUUCUCCCAAGGAUCUCUGCAGCUUCCUGCCGGGCUGUCUCGACCUCUCCCUGCAGUAUGCUGCCUCAGGUGGAACGACGGCAAACUUGGAGCUCAUCUCCUCCAAUGUGAGCGUAGCGACAACCUAUCGCCAGUACCCGCUCUCACCUCGCUUUGUAAUGUGGCCACGGGGCAGCAACAGUAUUAACGAUGCCCUAUUAUACCAGCAGUGUCUCCUAAAUGCCACUGCAGUCCAGAACUUGAAACCUGGAGCUGUUUGGGAUCCAAAGAUGAUGACCUCAACUGAGAGCCAACCACCUGAACAGGAGGCUGCAGUGUCCAGGCUUGAGGGCUCUCGAGUGGCUCCAGAGCCAUCUGACCACCAGCAAGGGCAUGGGGAGGCUCAGACAGGACUUGGCCCGAACGGAAGUGCCCGUUCAGCCUUCUCACCUCCUAAGAGGGUCUAUGGACAAGCUUUUGCAAAUGUGCCCAUACAUCCAGGGUGCCAUGAGCAUGUGCUAAACAACAUGAGCAAAGACACUGCCAAGCAUACACUGUCCAUGAAGCUCAACUCCUUCCAUUCCCUCAAACAACGGACAGUAAAUGACAAAAAUCCAGAGAUGAAUGGGCCGUACUGUAAGGAACUGUUGGAGGAAGCAGCGAAGAAGUUCAGGGAGGGUACAGCCAAAGACACGGUCGGAUUCAAAAACUCUGAAAGAGCGGUAAAGGACAUUAUAGCUAAGCCACGGAGCACCAAGGUUACCCCAAGAGAGUCUCUAUCAUUCUCAGUGGAGGCCAUAUUAAAAAGACCUUCACUAUCUUUAAAUCGGACAUCCCAGUAAGACUUUUUGUUAAAUCAUCUCAAAUGUACAUGCUAAUUUGGGUACUGUUUGUAUAUUUAUUCACACACAUUUAUGGAAAUUGAUAAAGUUGGCAGUGAUCAGUAAUUUAGAGGCAAGAUUGAAAAGCCAUAGUUGUAAUAUAAGCAGCAUUUAAAACAACCUGUGCUGCUCUUUUGACGCUGUAUAUAUAUACAAAUGUACAUACACCAUUUACAACAUGCAUGUUGUACAUUAUAAUACAUCAUAAUGUGUAGAGUAUUUAAAUGUAUAUGUUAAUUUUGCUACUUUCAAAAGUGUCAAU